AUGGUCGACUUUUAUUUAUUAAGCUUGAGUAAACCAGCAGUACCAAAUAUAUGGAAAAUAAUAGAAGAAGAAAGGAAUUAUAGCGAAAUAAAUCAUGUAGAUUUGGGAAAUAGAAUAUUCGAGAAUAUAGGAGAAAGCUUUGAAAACACAGAAUACGGAACAGCAAGACUUUUCGCAGGAUUUUUUAAAUUUAUGGUUGAUAUAGAUUUUGAUAAAUACAGUAUUAGUAAUACAGAAGAAAAUUGGCUGAAAUAUAAAAAUACAGAAAAAUAUCCGGUUGUAAUAGAAAAUCCAUUUAACACUCAACAGAAUUCUGCAAGAAGUGUUAAAAAGGAAAAUUGGGAAAAUAUUAAAGAAAAAUUUACAAUAGCGAAUAAUAAAAUAAUAUAG
Messenger RNA from Meloidogyne enterolobii, 390 nucleotides. The record is from the annotation of a GenBank genome assembly. NCBI's taxonomy places the organism in Eukaryota, Metazoa, Nematoda, Chromadorea, Rhabditida, Meloidogynidae.